UUGGCGUUAUGCUAGAAUGUUACCACGUGCAAUUAUUUACCGCUCGGCACUGAUUCUGAUGAUUAUCGCAUCGAAAUUAAACUGCCAACUGGCAAUACCGACGCCGGGCAUCAUCAAUGUGCCACCGCUAGGCGAUUCGAUACGAAAAGGCAAUGUUGGCGGAGGUGGUGGCGGUGGCGGUGGCGGUCAUGGUCGUGGCAACAUUGAAGGAGACGUUGCUGCUGCCGAUGAGCCAAUGUCUGGGCAAGUCAUCAAUUUGACUAGACAACAUGAUGGCGAUGUUUUUCGUACGAAUGGCAUGUCAACUUGUAACAUGGACACUUGCGUGGGGCUAUCUAGCGGAACAGCAGGACUUUUCAUGGCUGGAAACGAUAAAACUGAUUUGCGACAUGACAAGAAAAAUAUGGAUCCAGAAGGAAUAUGUGAUUGUCGGUGUUUACCAUAUUUGCAGACUUACCGUGAAGAUUUGGGAAUAUGCGUUGAUGACAUUCAUGAAUGCACCUUGUCGCCUUUUGUCAGUGGAUCAUCUUCGGAGAAAAUACCAUUUGUAUUUUUGCCAUUGCGAGGCCAAAUCAUUUAUCCAAGUAGAGAAAUCAGUUUUUCUGAUAUACGAACACCAGUUUGUGCUGUGACUGGAGCACAAUACUUGACCAAUACUGGUUGGGCUGAUUUGAGGAAUCCAAUUGACACAGACUAUCCAUUUCGGAUGUUUCGUGAUGAAGGAAGAACUUUUUUACAGUGGCUCGGUGAAUCUGAUCUCCGUCAAAAAAUGCAAGGCCGUUUAAUUGUCGUUCACAUAAUGUGCCGCGACAUGAUGAUCUCAAAAAAUGCAACAAAAGAUCUAAGAAAUCCUCCAAAGAAUGUCUUCUCUCCAUGUGUUGCAUUCCGUGUCAAUGGUAGUCCAGUUAAAUAUUCUCAUAAUGUAUCUGAGGUACUCUUCCAAUCUGAAGCAACAUCAACCCUCGCCUCAACAUCAGAUGGCAUCAUGAGCACCAAAGAAUACAUUGUCAUUGGUAUAUGUAGCCUCCUUCUCGGGCUGAUUUACGUCUCCUCUGUAUUUCUUUAUUUGCACAUGAAAAAGCGCAAAACUCAAGCCCAAGAGUUACGCAGCAGUUUAAAUGAUCUCGCCAACGAGAUCAAUUACCCCAAGAAUGAUCAAGUAACUUUUGGUGCUCCAUUUCAUCGUAAUGGCAGUGUAUAUUCAGCAGCAAGUUUAAGUCCAGAGCAUCGUUUAAAUGGUGGACAUAUUAAAGAGGAAAUGGGUAUUGUGAAGAAUAAUCCACUGUUGCAACAUUUUCCCAAUCUAAGCGAUCAUCAUUCGGGUUUCACAAGUGACAUUUCCAAUUCGAAUUCUGAAUGUGAGGAUGUUCAUGAUAAGAUCAAACAGAUGCAAACGUCUGUACAUGUCCAUAAUAAUGGAGGUGCAGGUGGUAGUAAUGGCAAUGAUACCAUUGAUUCAGGAAUCGAUCCAUCAGCAUCGCCAACGCAAGAAAAUGAAUGUCUUCCCGAAGAAAAUGUAUCCAUCACCGAGGACAUGAUGAACGAAGAAAAAAUGGAAAAUAUGAAGGCAAUUGUUAAUGGGACAAUUCGAAAGAAACUCUAUUUCAAUCCGGCUUAUUUUGAACCACAUUUACUUCAGUCUCCACCACCAGCUGCCAUAGAGUUUCUAACAAAAAUACGGGAAGUAAUAGCCAUUGCUAAAUACAAAAUGGCUACCAAACGGUAUCAGCCUUCACUGAUUAUGAUUCCUGAGGAAUUUCCACUGAAGACACCCUCACAAACUGGAUCUUCACAGAUUUUGUACAGUGGAACUUAUGGAUCUUCAACAGAAUGUCAAGGCUGUGUGACAAAUCGCUGCAGUGGACAUGUGAAAAAUUGUGGAGACAAGCGAAAUAGUAUUGAAAAAUGGUUGGAGACUGUCCCUCAAAGUGACAAUGAAGAUACAAAGCGAUCAAACCCUUCUGCUGAUCGUCCGAAGAAUCGUAACAAAACAAGUCCGCCAAAGGUGCUAAGUGCGCCAAAGCAUAAACCUCCUCCACCACCGGUUUCAGCUAAUGGAACACCAAAGAUUAUUUCACACUCCCUCAAGCCAAAUGUCAAUACGGUCGCGAUCAGUAUAAAUUCGGGGGGUUCACCACCACCGACUCCGACAACACCAUCAGCGACGAUUACAAUUACCAAGAAGAAGAAUGAUAAUAUCUACGCCUUUGCUGAAACUGGUGGAGAGAUUUAUAACAAUCCCAAGUUUAGUCUACACGACUCUCCAUCGCCAUCUCAGAAAAGUCGUAACUCUCCAAAUCGAGCAAAAACUCCAACAAAAAGUGGAGAUCAGUAUGCUGCCAAACCGAGUGAUCGGAAGCACUAUGAGAUGCUUAGGAACAUGAAGAGAAUGCCAGAUAUGGUCUAUGAGGCUUUAGCUAAAGAUUACUCCAGGGGAAGCUUUUCAAAGACAAACGGCUAUAGUUUAGACAUUCCAACACCUGACUAUGACAGUACAAUGGAGAAAAAGAUAAAAGACAUCUACAAUUCUACACAAAGUACAGCUCCAUCUGUUCCCACACCCGAUUACAGCACUUUGAGUAAAAAAUCUCUGAGACAAUGUCAACCGGAUUCUCCGGUUUACAGGCGAAGAUCCCCCCAAUAUCUGAUCGUUGAUUAUGAGACUGACAGUCUUGAGAGACUGGAUACAAAAAGAAAGUCAUCAAACUCCUCUUCAUCACCAUCAUCCGAUGUCAGUUCACAACUCAGUCCAAGUCUCAGUACAGCCCUGCCUUUGGAAGAAGAAGUCGAAAUCAGACACACGAUCUAUGACAAGAUCGAUGGGUUUCGUAAAGAUGGCGACUCGAAUAUCAAGAAGAAAGUAGCAAAGCCCAAUAAUGUCCAAUCGACGAAAGAAAUUGCUGCCCGAAUAAAAUAUGACACGCCCUUUCGUGGGAGUAUGACCAUUGAGGUGGAACACGAACCGCAAAGUGAUCUAGAACUGUCAACCGAUAGUGAUCAAUUCGAACCGGAUACUUUAGAUCGAAAAAUGAAGAAGCAUAGUUUUUGCGAUGUGAACGCCUGGUCGGAACAUUUAAAUAAGUCACGAAAUUUUGUAAAUUCCCUCGAUGGUAAGAUCAGUUAUUCUUCGUUGGAGAAUAUGACAACUUUGACAGAUAUCGAUUCGAAUGAACAGCGAUCGAAUCAGUUUAUUCUACGAUCAAGUAAUUCAUUUCGGGCGACUCGUCCGUCUUUUGGAAGCUUGCGAGAGAUCUAUCAAUCAAAAGUGAUCGGUUCGAAUAACAAUCGACCAAAAUUGACAAGCAUAAGUUUCACCGAGCAAGGUCGAAUUUUGACACUUGAAGCGAAACAUUGUCGCAGACAGCGAGUGAUUCCUCAUGAAGACAAAUGUGCCAUGCCACCAGAUAUUAUUCCUGAUGGCACAACAAACGAUAAGACCAAUCAACAAACGGACUCAUACGAAGAGAUUCAGACAAAAAACCCGAAGGGUUGGAACACCAAUAAUUUCAGUGGAUCAAAAAAGCCACUUACAACAUCAAAGUAUGAAAAUGACAUUUACCAUGAUGACAAUAAUAAUAAUAAUAACAACAAUGAAGAUGAUGAUCAAGAUGAUGAACAAGAAUCGACGAGCAAUCAUAGUGAGUCCACAGAAGUUACUGGUGUUUCAGAUACCCAGGCAAAUAAUUCGGAAGUUGACGAUUACAAAACGUCAGAGAGAAAGAAAGAGAAACCAAGUGUCACUACUAUGAGUCAGAAGAAGAAGACGAAAAGUAAAUUGAAUCAGGAGCAGGAGUAUAGUGCCAUGUAUGAGUCCAAAUUGAAUGGUGUUCGAACAGAUUAUAGUUUGAAUAAAUAUUUGAAUCGGAAGAAGGCCAAUGUCGAGGAGGAAGAAGAGGAUGAGAAUGAUCGAAUAGAAGAUGGGAAGAAUAUUGAUGAUCCGAAUAAGGUUGAGAUUCUGUCAAUUAGUUCGCUGUCAAGUCGAUUGUCAGAUCGGACCAAAGAAAUGUACAGAAAUGCUGGGGUCCCAGUGGGUAUUGCUUAUCCUCAGAGGAAUGGGGCAAAUGUCCAAACAGUUUAUCGCUGUGAGAUCCCACCGCUGUCAAAUGGAAUGCAAAUUGCCAUGGGUCUAAAAGAUCGUGCUAAAAAGACGAAAGAUCUUAAGAAUGCCUGGAAGAAGUUUGUAAGCAUGGCAGCGUCAAAGUUUAGUCCCACGAGUAGUCUCUCGCAGAUUGACAAAACAGCAGCUUACUUGGAGUCUACGGACAAAGAUGAUGGCAUUUCAUCGUUGAUCGAUGAUCAUACAAAAGUUGGGAGUGUGAAGAGCAGUUCUUCAGCUCCACAAAGCUAUACGAACUAUUACGAACAACGUUAUGGCCAUCGACUGACAGAUCUAGACAGUGGCUAUAUGAGUGCUGACUCUAGCGAUGUUUACAACAGACGAUUUUACGAUCGCUACAAUUUCAAGAUGAUGAGUGGGCGUGAUCGUGUAAUAAGAGUAGAUACAAUUGAAGAUCAUUCAGAUACACAUAGUAGUGAAGAUCAUGUCGAUGGUGAUGCUGAGUCAGAUAGUAAUCGAACUCUCGAGAGGGUUAAAAGUGACAAAGAAGAUCGAGAUAAGGACGAUGAUGAAGAUUCUAAUCGAACACUUACAAGAAGUCUUGGACGAAGAUCUUCAAGAAAAAUGGUUCCGAUAAGUAUUUACUCUUCAGAUGAAGAAGAACGAUCUCAAAGUCGAGCGUCUUAUAUAUCACAAACUGAAACUGAAGAAGAAGGUGAACCUUAUGCAGAUGAUACGUGUGAAUCGGGAGCGGAGAGUGUGGAAACACAUUCGGUUUUGUAUAAAAAUAUUAGAAAAGCUUGAAGAAUGUGAAGAUCUUCUCAACUUUUUUUUUGUAAAUUGAUCUAGUAUUGUAAAUAUUUUCUUAUAAAUUCU
Molecule: messenger RNA, 4933 nt
Organism: Episyrphus balteatus (marmalade hoverfly)
Lineage: Eukaryota; Metazoa; Arthropoda; Insecta; Diptera; Syrphidae
Exons: 11
Coding region: 17-4861 (1614 amino acids)
Biological process (GO): imaginal disc-derived wing hair organization
Cellular component (GO): cell cortex
Source: RefSeq, a predicted model, not a curated record